Molecule: messenger RNA, 482 nt
Organism: Phaethon lepturus (White-tailed tropicbird)
Lineage: Eukaryota; Metazoa; Chordata; Aves; Phaethontiformes; Phaethontidae
Product: sodium channel protein type 5 subunit alpha-like
Exons: 3
Biological process (GO): sodium ion transmembrane transport; membrane depolarization during action potential; neuronal action potential
Cellular component (GO): axon; voltage-gated sodium channel complex; plasma membrane
Molecular function (GO): voltage-gated sodium channel activity
Source: RefSeq, a predicted model, not a curated record
AUGGCUGAGUUCUUACUACUCGGUACCAACGAAUUCCGUAAAUUCACUUACGAAUCCUUGGCUGCUAUCGAUAAGAGAAUUGCUGCCAAGAGGAAUUGUCGAAGAAAUACUAUAGACCAGAAACCUGAGGAGAAACCACGUCCUCAACUUGACCUAAAAGCGUUCCAGAAGUUACCAGCUCUCUAUGGAAAUCCUCCUCCAGAUCUCAUUGGGGAACCACUGGAGGAUCUUGACCCAUACUACAAAGAUCGUAAGAUUUUCAUAGUGCUAAACAAACAGAAAACAAUCUUCAGGUUUACUGCUACACGUGCCUUAUGGAUCCUCAGUCCUUUCCAUCCAAUUCGAAGAACAGCAAUUAAAAUUUUAGUACAUUCAUUAUUCACCUUGUUUAUCAUGUGCACUAUUAUAACUAAUUGUGCAUUCAUGGCUCUGAUGGAGUCCUCUAAGGCUUCUCCAGCUCCUUCGUGGAACAAGUAUGUUGA